AUGAACAAUUCCGAAAAGCAGCUGUUAGUGGAGGAACUUCAUGCUCCAGCGAGAAGAAAUUUUCCGAGAAGGCAUGUCAUUGUUCGCGGAUACGAUGACCUGUGGCAAGCGGAUGUGGUUGAGAUGCGACCUUACAUGAGAUUUAACCGAGGUUACCAUUACAUACUCACCGUUAUCGAUGUAUUGAGCAAGUAUGCAUGGGCUGUGCCUCUCAAGGCCAAGAGUGGCAAUGAAGUGGCUAAUGCGAUUGCAUCAGUCGUUGAACGGUUCAACCGUUCAUUAAAGAACGACAUGUGGAAGCAGUUUACGCUUAAUGGAAAUUAUAAAUGGAUCGAUUUGUUACCACGUCUCGUAUUAGAAUACAACUCGCGAAGGCAUCGUACUAUUGGUAUGCGACCUAUCAAUGUUACCCCUGCGAUUGCCGAAAAACUCUUAUCCACUGUGAUAUAG
Solenopsis invicta (red fire ant) is the source of this 450-nucleotide messenger RNA. RefSeq lists its product as uncharacterized. Bases 1 to 450 code for a protein of 149 amino acids. The record is from RefSeq and is a predicted model, not a curated record. Gene Ontology annotation, molecular function: nucleic acid binding. Lineage: Eukaryota; Metazoa; Arthropoda; Insecta; Hymenoptera; Formicidae. The transcript is spliced from 2 exons. Gene Ontology annotation, biological process: DNA integration.